Molecule: messenger RNA, 999 nt
Organism: Quercus lobata
Lineage: Eukaryota; Viridiplantae; Streptophyta; Magnoliopsida; Fagales; Fagaceae
Exons: 3
Coding region: 1-999 (332 amino acids)
Source: RefSeq, a predicted model, not a curated record
AUGGCCUCCCGAGGGAAAGGCCGGCUGCCGAAAGGACAGUCCUCGAAGGCACCAACUCCACCACAGGGCAAGACCCUCCCUCCUGUGGCUCCUACGGACACCUCAGACCUUGGCCUUAAGAUUACCCAGCAGGUGUUCGUGGCUGAGGAAUUUUGCCGUGGUAAUAGUAGUCGGGCUGAGGUCGAGAAUCAGGCGCGAGCGGAGGUGGAGAAAACCUUGGGGUCCCUCCAGCACGAUUAUACUGAACUUAUGGACAAGUUCAAGGAGUCGGAGAACCGGCGCAAGUCUGCAGAGGCUGGUUUAAAGAGUGCUGAGGCCCAGGCGGAGGACCAGCGCAAGGAGCUGUUCUCGACCCAGAUUAACCUUGCCACCGAGAAAGAACUUCUCCGGAAGUCAGCAGAAACAGAUCGAAACAAGGUAAACGGAAGAUGGAGAUACUGGUUGGACCAAUGGGUAGACACACAAAUUACUAAAAGUAGAGAAAUUGAAGAUUUGGACUCAGUUUUGACUUCAAAUCCAAGACAAACAGAUGACAGCGGAAGAAGACAACUUAAGCUAAGAAAUGUUAAGGGACAGAAUAAUUUUGAAGGAUUGGAUUCUCCAAUAUUUGUUCCCAAAAGAUCAAUUCAUCAUAGGAGGCAAUGCUCAUUGGGAGAUCAUAAUACUUUGUCAAGCUCUCUUGUUCCAACUUACAUGGCUGCAACUGAAUCUGCAAAGGCAAAAGCGAGAUCAAUGAGCUCACCAAAAACACGGCUCGAGAAUUUCGAUACAUGCUCUGAAAGCUAUUCACCAUAUAAGAAUAAGUUGUCUCUCAUAUCCUCUAUCACUACUGAAGUGCCAAGUGGUGGCAGGAUUUGCAAGACUAAUGGUUACCAGCAAAGAUCUCCUAACUUGAAAGGCCUUCCAGGUCCUAUAAAAUCCAGACAAAUGGUAAAGGAUCUCAACUUUAACUCAGAGUGCUCAUUGCAGAUUUGGGAUAGACAUGGUGGCUUUAGAUAA